AUGAGCCUGAGCGAUUUGCCGGAUGAGGCCCUGCUCGUCAUCCUGAACAAGCUGGACACACGGGAGGCCUUGAGAUGCAGCGUCCUCUCGAGGCGGUGGAGGCGCGUCCCCGGCAUGCUCCCCAACAUCGAGCUGGACGUCGACUCGUUCACGCCCGACCACGACGACGGCUUCACGUCCACGCUAUCCGACGACGCGAGGAACAGCUACGCGAUGGUGAGCGCGGUGCAGAGCCUCCUGUCGCACGAGAGCCGGCACGACAUCCGCCGUCUGGACCUGAGCUUCUUCUCGAGGGACGAGUCCGUCGGCAUCAUCCACGCCAUCGACGACGCCAUGGCCCGUGGCCGCAGGAUCCUCAAAAUGUGUUUUGACGUCGUGUCGGAGAAGUGUUACCUGGAGUGCCCGGACAGGGACAGGGUCAAGCAAGGGAAGCGCCUUCUGUACUGCUUCGACGCCUACCCGCACGUGUUCGCCGGCCUCACCAGCCUACAUCUGGAGUGCAUCACGGUGCAAGGACCAUGCUUCUCCAACGUGAUCACCGCGUGCGAGAAGCUCAGCUACCUCUCACUCGUCUACUGCGACUUCGGUGAGGAGACACCGCUGACGAUCCACCACGAGCACCUCCGCGUGGUGAAGCUCGAGUUCUGCACCUGUGACACCGUCGAGCUGGAGGUGCCAGAUCUGUUGAAGCUGAUGAUGUCCGUCUGGUCAUGGUCACCUCGUCGGUAUCCCUUCGUGUUUGGCCAUGCCCCACGGCUCCAACGGCUAGAGCUAGCUCAUGCUGGUCUAAUUGAUUCCAAAAUGCUCCAACUGAGCAAGCUACUUGACAAUUAUAUGGAUUCUACCUGA
This is a messenger RNA of Oryza sativa Japonica Group (Japanese rice), 849 nucleotides long. NCBI's taxonomy places the organism in Eukaryota, Viridiplantae, Streptophyta, Magnoliopsida, Poales, Poaceae. The record is from RefSeq and is a predicted model, not a curated record.